AUGCAAAAUGUGAAAGUUGACAACGCGAAGUGCUCCGAUCACUCUAGCGAGUCCUCCGAAGCCCAGCCAACGGCGCAUUUUGAAAAUUCCACCUCCACCAUUGAUUCAACGUCAAACCAAAUCUUUACCCAAGCAACCUACGAGGCGCCUCCUAAGGUUAAAAAACGAAUGAAAACUUCAGAUGUCGAUUUUAACAAGGAGAAGACGAAUUUGAUUGUCAAUUAUUUACCGCAGAGCUUCACGGACCAAGAGUUCUUCAACCUCUUCUCAACCGUCGGCCGCGUCAAUAAAGCGCGAAUCAUCCGCCACCGCCAGACCGGCUACUCCUUCGGCUAUGGCUUCAUCGACAUGGCAUCUGCUGAGGAUGCUGAGCGAGCAAUUCGUAAGCUCAAUCAAUAUCAAAUCGGACAUAAGCGGCUCAAGGUGGCUUAUUCUCUCCCCUCGGGCGAUCGGACGCGCAAUAUCAAUCUUUAUAUAAAGGGCCUCCCGAAACAUUGGACGAGAAAAGACCUCGAAGAUUCUUUCAAUCAAUUCGGCACCAUUCGAAAUGCAAGAAUCCUUUUUGACCCAGCGACUCAAACUGGCACUGGAGUUGGCUUUCUCCUGUACGCCGAAAAGGCAAUGGCUGAACGAGCUUGCGAGGAAAUGAACGGAAAGACCCUUCCCAGCGCGACUGAGCCUCUCCAGAUUUCCUUCGCUCGAUCUCAAUCUCAACCUCCAAUUGAAUGGCUUGUUCAAGCAUCGAUGCUAACAGGCUUCCCAGCUACUGUGACUCCUACAGCAUCCCUUGCACCAGUUCAAGCGAGCACCAUCCUAUCAACCCCAUCUGUCGCGCAAGUUGCAAACGGACAAUCCGCGGUCAACACCGCUGUGAAUCAGGCAACCUACAAGGGCAGACGGUACAAUCCCAUGGUUCGGCCUACAGCUGUUGCUAACAAUACAAGAACUCAGCAACCAGUUCUGGUUGCAAACCAACAGCAAGUUCAGCAAUCCCCGAUGAUUGUGCUGCCAUAUAACCAAUUCGGGCAGCAAAUCCAAGGAUUGGACCUGCAAACUCUCAUUGCCCAGCAAAAUCAAACCACACCUGCAGCUGUAUCUGCUACUGUACCUGUUUCAACAGCUGCUGUGCCCACAGCAACGACACAAACGGCAACGACGACCUAUCAACAGACAGCUCCACAGCAGACAGUUCCUCAAGCUCAGAAUCCAAUCUCGCAAAUUCCUCAAAGCGUUCCGUUCCACGUGAUUCCAGCGAUGACGCAGCUCGCUCAGCCGUUCCAAUUCCAACAAGUUCCACAACAAGCUUCUCACUCGUUCUAUCAGACCGGCGUCAUGUGA
This is a messenger RNA of Oikopleura dioica, 1338 nucleotides long. Lineage: Eukaryota; Metazoa; Chordata; Appendicularia; Copelata; Oikopleuridae. The record is from the annotation of a GenBank genome assembly.